Tribolium madens (black flour beetle) is the source of this 1140-nucleotide messenger RNA. Its product is annotated as enoyl-CoA delta isomerase 1, mitochondrial-like. Gene Ontology annotation, cellular component: mitochondrion. The record is from RefSeq and is a predicted model, not a curated record. Gene Ontology annotation, molecular function: enoyl-CoA hydratase activity. The coding region runs from base 155 to 1000 and encodes 281 amino acids. The transcript has 4 exons. Gene Ontology annotation, biological process: fatty acid beta-oxidation. Lineage: Eukaryota; Metazoa; Arthropoda; Insecta; Coleoptera; Tenebrionidae.
CGUUGAUGAAAAUGACAAGAUUAUGGGUAUAAAGGUUAUAUUCAUAUAAGCAGUAGUUAUUUUUUAAUUUGCCAGUUUUAUUGUGGUUUCAUUGCCUAAUCCAUUAACCAGAUAUUUUUAUUUAAUUAGUAUUUGUGAAUUUCUUCCCUGGAAAAUGGCUCUGAGAAAUAGUGUUCGUCGAAGUGGUCUCUUAAUUUCCAAUUAUUUUAGGAGUUAUUCAAGCAGUGGGUCCCUAGUUAAUGUCGCAGUUAACGAAAAAACUGGGGUUGCAACGGCAACCCUUAACAGACCCCCUGUAAACAGCUUAAACUUGGAGCUUCUCACUGAAAUAUCAAACACUUUGACCCAACUGGAACAAAACAAGUGUAGGGGGUUGAUUCUAACUUCAAGCUCCAAGAGUGUCUUCAGUGCCGGCUUGGACAUACUUGAAAUGUACAAACCAGACCCAAGUCGCCUAAAAGAAUGGUGGACUGCUUUACAGCAAACUUGGAUUAAACUUUACGGCUCCUCAUAUCCCACUGUUGCUGUUAUCAAUGGACACGCUCCAGCUGGGGGCUGUUUGCUUUCCUUAUCCUGCGAAUACAGAAUAAUGUUGAAUAAUUUCACAAUUGGUUUAAAUGAGACUCAACUUGGAAUUGUGGCUCCACCAUGGUUCAUUGCCUCCAUGAGAAAUGUGAUUGGGACCAGACAGACCGAAUUGGCUUUAACUAGUGGCAAUCUUUUCACAACUGACGAAGCUUUGAAAAUUGGAAUGAUUGAUGAGGUUGCGGCUAGUAAAGAGGAUGGACUCGCAAGAGCGGAGAAGUUUUGCGGAAGAUUCGCUAGAAUUCCCCCUGCUGCAAGGGUCAAGUCAAAGUUGGGAGUGCGUGGGGCUGACAUUCAAGACCUCACCAACAAUUUACAAAAAGAUUAUGAAUAUGUGGCUCAGUUCGUCUCUCAGGAAAGUGUGCAAAAAGGAUUAGAAAUGUAUCUGCAAUCAUUGAAGCAGAAACAAAAAUAGCGAUUUUAUAGCUGAUUGAAUUACAAUCUAUUUUUGAAUACUUUUUUAUGCAAUAGUGUAACAUUUAUUAUACCAAACAUAUUAAAGCUUGAGUAUGUGAAAGUACUUUUGUGAAAAUAUAAGCACUAUUAUUUUACUUA